Messenger RNA from Ascoidea rubescens DSM 1968, 948 nucleotides. Its product is annotated as FluC/FEX family fluoride channel. The annotation marks the transcript as partial. The transcript has 2 exons. Gene Ontology annotation, biological process: fluoride transmembrane transport. The record is from RefSeq and is a predicted model, not a curated record. Gene Ontology annotation, molecular function: fluoride transmembrane transporter activity. Gene Ontology annotation, cellular component: membrane. NCBI's taxonomy places the organism in Eukaryota, Fungi, Ascomycota, Saccharomycetes, Ascoideales, Ascoideaceae.
CUCUGCUUUUUCUCCAUUUUGGGGAGCUUAUCUAGGCUUGGAGUAGGUCAUUUAGCAUGCUACAACAAUUCAUAUAUUUCUGGAAUAAUUUGGUCCAACUUCCUGUCUUGUUUUUUGAUGGGUUUGUUUAAAUUUAUAAAAACAGAUAUAAAACACAUUAAUCUUUUGAGAUUAGGUAUGACAACAGGGUACUGUGGAUCGUUUUCAUCAUUUUCCUCCUUGAUUUUAGAAGCAGUAUUGCUUACUUUGUCAAUGACAAACAAGGAAAAUAACUUGAUCUUCAAUGACAAUGCUUAUAACUCGUAUCCCAAUAAAGCCUAUGGUCUAUUGAAUCUAGUUUUAUUCAUUAUAGCUCAAUUUUCACUAUCGUUUUCUGGGUAUUUAUUUGGUUUAAGUAUAGCGAAUGAAAUUAAUAAUCGUUUAUCCAAACGUAAUGAUUUAAGUGGUAAUAAAUCAAGCAACAAGCAAAGAAGAUUGGCUCCAUUUCUUAUAGUUUUAGAAUUAUUUGGUAUAAUCUUUUGGAUAGUAUUCAUUUUUCUAUCAAUUUUCGAAAAAAGCUGGAGACACGUUACAGUUGCUAAUUGUUUUGCGCCACUUGCAUGUUACUUGAGAUAUAUUUUAUCAUUUUAUUUUAAUAAUAAAUUUGCCCAUGUGAAAUUCUUGGGAACUUUUUUGGCAAACCUGAUUGCUACAAUUUUAAUUUCAAUUUUCAUAGUGUUGAAUCGUUCCUCGGGUUUUAAUUUAAUUGGAAAAUCCUUUAUAAAUUGUCAAAUGUUGGUUGCAUUGUCUGAUGGAUUUUGUGCAGUUUUAUCAACUGUUUCAACAUUCAUUCUGGAAUUACAUUCUCAAACAUUCCUAGAUGCACUCACAUAUGGAUCUAUUAGUAUAAUUGUAUGCUUUCUUUUGUCCUUUGCAAUCAUCGGCUCUUAUAACUGGACGAUUGGGCUA